Molecule: messenger RNA, 1408 nt
Organism: Paramormyrops kingsleyae
Lineage: Eukaryota; Metazoa; Chordata; Actinopteri; Osteoglossiformes; Mormyridae
Source: RefSeq, a predicted model, not a curated record
ACCACUGUCUCGUGGUCCCGUGGUCAGCGGGAACUCUGUAUAUGUGAGGAUGGAUGAGAGUACAUUUGAGAUGUUUGAAGAAGAGCUCAGGUCACCAGCGCAGCAGGAAUCUGCACAAAAACCCAUCAGACAUGUUCGACGUGCAGACACCCAGAGCCUAAAGAGAACGAUAGAGAACCUACCCAGUCCGCAGCCAGCCCCCAAAGUGACCCAGAAGGAAAUGUCGCGUGGACUAUCGUUGCGUCGUGCAUUGUCUAUCCCGAGCUUAAGCCAAAUCGAGGCCCCGUGGAAAAACAUCACACUGAACCGCUGUCUGAUUCUGGCCAUCACCAUAGUACUGAUCGGCUCCAGCUGCCAGAGGCUGCAUGAGGUUUUGCAGGCAUGGAGACAUAAGGAUAGCCCAGAGGUCUCAGAUCCACAUACUCUCUACCUGAGACAUGUCAGUCUGAAGAAGGAAGUCUCACUGCAGCAGGCCGAGAGCUCACUAUGGGACAACUGGUUCUGGGACUGGAUACUGGAUGAUGGAGAUGAGGAUGAGGAAGAGAACUUGAAAGGAAGGUCAAAGGUGAAGGGCAAUCAAAGAAGGGGUGGCCGUGGAGGUGUCGGACAGCCCAAACACAAGAAAGCCACGGAGAAGGUCGUCAGGGUACAAGAGGGGAAAGCGGGUGACAAGAGAGAGCGGAGGAAGAAAGACAGGCAUGAGAAGGGGGAAUCACUUAGAGGAGUGGCCAAGGGGCAUAGGAACAGGGAGAAAGUGAGGGGGCGAGGGUUUGAGGAUAAAGCAGAAGAGAGAGCCAAAGGAAAGAGGCAUCAGGCAGAAGGACACAAACAGGUAAAACGACAGCAGGAAACAGCUGAGAUAAAGAGGGCUGGAAUCAGAACCCACAGGCACAGUAUGUAAGGAGAAACCUUAGUGGGGUUUCUAUGACGGUGUAUAUAUCCAGAGGCUUAUACAAAACAGGUUUGAGUUCCAUCAGUAAUAUCAGAUAAAGCAACGUGUUCAACAUACUCGUAUCCCAAGUAUGAAGUCUUGCUAACAGAUGCUAAGCUCAAAUUCUGACUGUCGCUCCCUCUGUGAUUUCUUAGGCAUUCAAGAAAGCAACAUGUAAUUUCUGUACCACGCGUAAACUGCUAUUUUUUAGAAACUGCCUGCAUGGUUUAAAGAACAAAACAGUGAAACAAGACUGUAACAAAAUGAUUCCAUAAGUGACCUUGUGUCAGACCCACGUUGGGGCAUCAUUUCACAAAACAACUCAAGCCAGUAUGUGAUAUUAGUGACACUGUGAUCACUCACUUAUUGAAGCCGUAAAAUGGAGAGACGGACAUCUGGAAUCCUGCUGAUUUGAAUUGCAUGUUUUGUGCGCAAAAUAUAUCAUAGGAGAAAUAAACCAGCAUGGUUUCAAGCUUU